AUGAAACACAACAGAAAUCAUUUGGAACCCCCCGAUCGUCUCACUAUUGAAGAUCCUAACAAUACGGACAACGAUAUCUCUGGCGGCACAAGGGCGAUCGACCUGAUUCUUCGCACCUUCGCUAGUGCUCAUACCACCCUGAAAAAUCGUAUGGAACACCUCGCACUCGUCCGAGGCCCGAACAAGAGCAUUCUGGGGCCGAUCAUUGCAGCGAACUUCGAAAAAUACACUGAACAGCACAAUCAACUUCGUCGGGUCUUCAUGACAGAAAGCAGAUUCGCUGGGCACAGAGUGCCUCCACCGCCGCCGUCAGAACUUUAUCAUGAUAGCGGAGUGCAUUCCGCUCCCCCGCCGCUGCCCGCCGGGCCGCCGCCUAUAAACCCUACCCUACCCUCGGUGCAACAACCCAUCAAUAAUGCAAGAUCAAGAUCCAAGGGCACGAGAGCCGAGCCAGAAGAUGUUUCCGAUGAAUAUUCUAGUGAAACGAAGCUAGUCAAACCCCGCAAAGGCCAAAUAGGACGACAAGCGCGUCGGUGGCGUGCCGCAAGAAUGAAAUACCUCAGGCCUGAUCUCAAGAAUCUCCCCAGCUCCAUCACUGUCAAACAGGCUCUUUGGCACGGCGGCUAUGCUACCAACGGGGAAAUGAAACGUGACUUGAGCUCGAGAGAACGGAGACAAGUCGCGGCCUAA
Molecule: messenger RNA, 690 nt
Organism: Penicillium cosmopolitanum
Lineage: Eukaryota; Fungi; Ascomycota; Eurotiomycetes; Eurotiales; Aspergillaceae
Exons: 1
Coding region: 1-690 (229 amino acids)
Source: RefSeq, a predicted model, not a curated record